CGAAUGUCGUGCAAGGAAAGGUGCGUGCGAGAGAGAGAGAGAGAGAGGGGUUGUUUCCUUGCUUGGAAGGAAGGAGUGAGUGUGUGUGUGCCUGGCACACUGUGAAUGUCCAAGUUUGAAUGUCAGAGUUCCCUUUCUCAGGUCAGGUUUUGGCUUCUGAAUGCUAAUGAGCGGGGGCAUGUCUUGGUAAAGUUGAGUCUGUCAUCCGCUCCCGCUUCCUGUCCUUGUCUCCCCCGCCUCCUUGGUUAACAGAAAAAUGAUUUAUAUGUCUCUCUCUCUCUCUCUCUCCUUCUCAAGUGUUGAACUACUUGUCGGUGUUUUUUAAUCUGGGAAUUAGGAUUCGUCCGGCCAGAUGUGCAAAGGCUUCCAAAAACGGGGGCGGGAGAACUGUCGGGGCUUGUGAAAUCUUGCGUUUGUGUGGUGUGUUUGGUCAGUUUUAUUUUCGUCUUGGAAGUCCUGAGCAAACACUGUGAUGCAUCUGGUACUUCUGGAAACAGAGACUCGCUGGAUCUCAGUAAUAAGAACCGGGGACUUGUGCGUUCGGCUGCGAUUCUGGGCUGUGUGGGUCUUGCGUUUGUACAGCUGACUCCCAUGAGUUUAAGUGGCAGAUGAAAUGCCAGUGUGUCCAUAGGGCUGGUGCGAAAUGCAGUAGUCAUGGUAGAUGUAGGGAAAUGGCCAAUAUUUACCCUGCUUUCACCUCAAGAGAUAGCAACUAUUCGGAAAGCAUGUGUAUUUGGAACUUCUGCCAAUGAAGCAAUAUACAUAACCCAUAAUGAUGAGGUAUUUGUAUUCGGGCUAAACUGUAGUAAUUGUCUGGGGACUGGAGAUAACCAGAGUACCAUUGUGCCAAAGAAACUUGAAACCCUAUGUGGAAAGAAGAUUCACAGUCUCAGUUAUGGGAGUGGACCACAUGUGAUACUUAGUACAGAAGAUGGUGAGGUUUAUGCCUGGGGACACAAUGGAUACAGUCAACUUGGGAAUGGAACCACCAACCAAGGUGUUACACCUAUUCAGGUCUGCACCAACUUGCUAAUUAAGAAAGUAAUUGAAGUAGCUUGUGGCUCCCAUCAUUCUAUAGCACUGUCAUCUGAUGGAGAUGUAUAUGCCUGGGGCUAUAACAAUUGUGGCCAAGUUGGAUCAGGAUCCACAGCAAAUCAACCAACUCCUCGCAAAGUUUCCAAUUGUUUACAGACUAAGGUGGUGGUCAGCAUUGCAUGUGGUCAGACCUCUUCCAUAGCUGUAGUAGACAAUGGUGAGGUAUAUGGCUGGGGUUAUAAUGGCAAUGGCCAGCUAGGUCUGGGAAAUAAUGGCAAUCAGUUAACCCCGUGUCGAGUGGCAGCAUUGCAAGGGAUCUGCAUAAUGCAGAUUGCCUGUGGCUAUGCUCAUACACUAGCAUUAACCGAUGAGGGCUUGCUCUAUGCCUGGGGAGCCAACACUUAUGGGCAGCUGGGGACUGGCAACAAAAGCAAUCAGUUAAGCCCAGUGCAGAUCAUGAUGGAAAAAGAGAGGAUUGUAGAGAUCGCUGCUUGCCACUCUGCUCACACUUCUGCUGCCAAGACGCAGAGUGGCCAGGUGUACAUGUGGGGUCAGUGCCGGGGACAAUCAGUGGUUCUUCCUCAUGCCACCCACUUCUCUUGCACUGAUGAUGUGUUUGCUUGCUUUUCUACUCCUGCUGUGAUGUGGCGUCUACUUUCAGUAGAGCAUGAAGACUUCUUGACAGUGGCAGAGUCUCUGAAGAGAGAGUUUGAUAGUCCAGAAACGUCCGAUCUGAAGUUCCGAGUAGAUGGGAAAUUCAUUUAUGUACAUAAAGCUGUUUUGAAAAUCAGAUGUGAGCACUUUCGUACUAUGUUCCAGUCGUAUUGGAAUGAGGACAUGAAGGAGGUGAUAGAAAUCGACCAGUUUUCCUAUCCAGUGUACCGUGCCUUCCUUGAGUACCUUUACACGGACAGUGUUGAUCUGCCACCUGAGGAUGCUAUAGGGCUUCUGGAUUUGGCUACAUCAUACUGUGAAAACAGAUUGAAAAAACUGUGUCAGCACCUUAUCAAAAGAGGGAUCACUGUGGAGAAUGCAUUCUCAUUGCUCUCUGCAGCAGUCCGCUAUGAUGCAGAGGAUUUAGAAGAAUUCUGCUUUAAGUUUUGUGUCAAUCACUUGACGGAAGCCACCCAGACUGCAGCCUUUUGGCAAAUGGAUGGUUCUCUGCUAAAAGAAUUCAUUGCUAAAGCCAGUAAAUAUGGAGCCUUUAAGAACUGAAUGUAGCUCUCCAGCUUCAAGGGUGCAGCCAUAGCUGCUGUGAUUUUCAUGCAUUUCUCUCACUCAUGUUUGUCCACGGAGGUAAAAUGCAUGCCUUAUAAAAACUUGUCCUGUAGCUGUACUUCUAGAGAAGCUCCAAAUCAAGCAUUGAAGAGCAACAUGGAUUUGGCUAGACAGCUGGACACUCUGCUGUUUUGAACUUGGGAGAGGAGAGGAUUAUUUGGUAGCAAGAAAUAUGGAUCUUUUGGUGCCAGAAGUCAGGUUUAUCCAGUGAGGCAUGAUCUCUUGACUUGCUUGCUUCAGAGGUGUUUAAGAUUGGUAUUAAGAUCUUUCACCUUAAGGAAUUUUGAGAGAAGAAUGAAACUCCUUUGCCUUGUAAAAAUACAACUAUACUCAUUUCCAGUUCUAUUUGCAUAUAUGUGGAGGGACUUUUGAAAGGUCAGUGGGAAAGGAUGCCCAUCAGUCUGGGGAAUAAUGUAUGUCUGUGAACUAUGUAACUACAAACAGACUUGAACUAGUUUUGUUACAGUGUAUUCUACCCUAAUUGGAAUUUGUUGCUUCAAAACCACUUUUCACAUAUAUAAAGUCACAUUAUAUGAUAUGGGGAGCAUUGCCUUGUUGUGGGGGCUUAAAUAAAAGAAGCAGAUGUCUGAGGGGAAAGCAUUGAAAUGAUAUGAAUUCUCUCUCUCUAGCAAAUUAUUUCUUCUCCAUUACAAAAUGAUACACCAAAUUUCUCUCUCAAAGAUGGUGAUAUGUAGAAAGGACUAUUUCUCAGUUGGGGUUGUAGGGGAUAGCUGUGUGAUCAGUUGGUUCUGGCUAUCAUCUUCCCGCAAAAGAUGGAUGGGGUGCAGUGUUCCCUCUAAGGUAUGCACAUGUGUGCCGCACUCACAGGUUUUGAUGUCCACUCAGUUCAUUUUAGAUCCCGCUCAGGUUGAAUCAGGAAGGCCCCACUCUGAAUGCACAUGUGCACACACACUGCCUUGAUACUGCUGCCCAGAACAAAACUCAUUCCGCACACAGAUGAGAAAAAUUAGAGGGACCACUGAUGGGGUGGCGAGUAUGGUAAGAAUUCAGCAAUUUUGUGUGCUUUUCAGUUGGUCCUUGUAUCCAGAUCUGGCUUUUAAGCUACAAGCUACUAAUGCAAGAUUUUCCUGGUACAGAACAGUGGUGCCACUUAACUAACUUCUGUUGAUGUUGUGGGUUUCAGGGAGAAAUGCAGUUAAAGCAUUUGGAGCAGGCUCUCUCUACACAAUGGGAAAUGGCAAACAUACUUCUCUGAUUGGUUCAACUAGUCCUUAAAACAGUGAUAAGGCUUACUGAAUCCAAUACCUCCAUUGGUAGCUUGCAGCCACAGAUUUUCUACACUUUCGUCUUGUCAGAACGGCCUUUUAUGCCAAAAAAACCCACAACAAAACCCUCCCAAAAAUACACCAGCAGAACAUAAUGAUCAUAUUUGUUGUCCAUCCUUCUUCCCAUUCCUCCCCAAGCUCAGGGAGCUUAUUUUAUCUUCCCAGCAACCCUAUGUAGAUUAGCCGGUGAGUGAUUGGCCCAGUGACAUUCAUGGCUGGAUGGUGAUUUGAAUCGUUGUGGUCAGUCCGGUACUGACUGUAGCUGUACUUUUAGAGAAGCUCCAAAUCAAGCAAUGAAGAGCAUGCUAUGACCCUUCUGUGAUUUUAAAAACUUAUUAGUAUUCAUUUAAAAUUUAUUAGUACUCAUUUUUGUCAUACUAUUUUUUCAGAAAGUUAUCUGUUAAAAAAUACCAUACAACUCGCAUAGCAAUUUUCAGUGCAGUCGUUUUGGAAUGAUUAGACUAUUUUACAUAUUGCAGUUCUUACAGGAACGUCCAAGAUUGGUUUUUCUGUUCUUUGCUGCUAACUGUAACAAAGCCAGGGCCUGAUGAAGAGAGAAAAAGAGAAGCUCAUUCUGUAGGCAUGUAGCCAGAGUCCUUGCUGAGCAUGCCAUUAAGCCAAUACUGCAUCUCUGAAGGGGAGAUGACAGCAAAAAAUGAAAUUAGGAGUGUGCACGAACUGGGGACUGUGGUUAUAAAGGAGAAUCGGGUGAGGAUUCCCCUUUAAAGGCUUUUAAAGAGCCUUACCAGUCUGGCAGUGGCCGUCCCACCACACCUGGAAGGCCCUGGGUGCUCCCCAGGGUGUGGUUCCAGCAUUGACUGGCCAGGCCUGCGGGAGAGUUGCUGGGGAGUGCCCAGGGCCUUCCAGGAGGGGUGGUAGAGCCACUGCCAGACCAGUAAGGCUUUUUAGCACUUAGCAAUAGCAAUAGCACUUACAUUUAUAUACCGCUCUAUAGCCGGAGCUCUCUAAGCGGUUUACAAUGAUUUUUAGCAUAUUGCCCCCAACAUUCUGGGUACUCAUUUUACCGACCUUGGAAGGCUGAGUCAACCUUGAGCCCCUGGUCAGGAUCGAACUUGUAACCUUCUGGUUACAGGGCGGUAGUUUUACCACUGCGCCACCAGGGGCUCAUUUUUAGAAGCCUGUUUAAGGACUCCCCCACCCCUUUGGCUUUAAAGGGGAAUCCUCACCAGUUCCACACACACCUAAUUGAAAUGUGGUCUGCAUAUAAUGGAAUAUUUUGUACUCGUAGUUACUUAAAACUCAAAUACAAACACUGCAGGAUAAAAGGUAUGCCUAAUUACAAAGAUGAAUCGAACCCUGGUGUUACUAAUGCCAUCUAUUAAAAAACACCGCCUUUAAAAAGCAUGUGGAAUUUUUUUCUUCUCUUCCACUUCAUGCAGGUACUAAAAAUCCUUACUGAAGCUUGUUGGCCCUAUUCCCUACUCGCCUGCUCCAGGAUUACAUUCCUAUAACUGUCACUUUUAGUUGGCUGAUACUGUUAGCUUUGAAAGUGGUUAUUGGGGCUUUGGGCUUGAUUUUCUGUGUGUUACCUUGCCAAUUAACCUCGACACUGCUCUGAUCAGUACUGUUCACUUGUGACCAAACCCAGAAGCGUAUCUGCCUGCUCAAGUGGGAUGUGUGCAAGAUAAAGUUUUUGCCCCCUUUUUUUUUGUUGCCUUGUUCAGUUUGACUCUCUUGUAGACCAAUUCUUGAAGUUGGUAAAUCACUAUGCCAUCUUACAAAAAUGUUUUAUUAAACCCAUUUUACAAUUCUGUAACUAAGCAAUUCAGUGCUCAAACAAUUUUGAGUAUAACACACACAGAUCUACAUUUGUCGCUGAUUCUCUUUUUGUAGGAGGAUCACUCCAUUCUGGCUUCUCUGUAAACAUAAGCAUGGUUACAACUAUUUAAACAUUUAUACACAGUAAAAUCCAAUUUGUAAAAUGGCAAGUAGAAAGUGCAGGGUUUGACCUCUUUGGAAAAUUAAAUGAUAUAUAAGAUCCAGUAUGAUAAAAUUGAUUGUAUAAGAGGGAGGGCACUGGGAAGACAGACUUGUUCAAAAAUGGUCCCUUUUGAUUCAAGUACAACCAUUUGUUGUUUGGAGUAAUUUUAUGAUGAGAUUGGUUGCAAUGAAAAGUAUAUUUUAAUUUAAAAUUAUGUAUGUCAUAUAACUUUUCCUUUCCUUUUUUUGGUUUAAUAAGCUUAUUCCAUUUUUUAAAAUUGUUGUGCUUAAAUUCAUAUUAUAAAGAUUGUGAUUAGGUAUUGGGAUUAGGCAAUGUGUAAUACUCUGAAUUUUUUUGUAUUUAUAAAUAAAAAAAUUUAAAAUGGGA
Messenger RNA from Hemicordylus capensis (graceful crag lizard), 5928 nucleotides. RefSeq names its product RCC1 and BTB domain containing protein 1 (gene RCBTB1). NCBI's taxonomy places the organism in Eukaryota, Metazoa, Chordata, Lepidosauria, Squamata, Cordylidae. Gene Ontology annotation, molecular function: protein binding. The transcript has 12 exons. Bases 655 to 2250 code for a protein of 531 amino acids. The record is from RefSeq and is a predicted model, not a curated record.